This is a messenger RNA of Salvia splendens (bonfire salvia), 971 nucleotides long. RefSeq names its product xyloglucan endotransglucosylase/hydrolase protein 24-like. Gene Ontology annotation, cellular component: apoplast; cell wall. NCBI's taxonomy places the organism in Eukaryota, Viridiplantae, Streptophyta, Magnoliopsida, Lamiales, Lamiaceae. Gene Ontology annotation, biological process: cell wall biogenesis; xyloglucan metabolic process. Bases 7 to 870 code for a protein of 287 amino acids. The transcript is spliced from 3 exons. Gene Ontology annotation, molecular function: hydrolase activity, hydrolyzing O-glycosyl compounds; xyloglucan:xyloglucosyl transferase activity. The record is from RefSeq and is a predicted model, not a curated record.
ACAAAAAUGGCAAUUUCCAAAAUUCAUGCAAAUUCAAUUCUAUUUUUCCUAGCAACAAUAAUUGUAGUGGCACAGGCGAACUUCAACCGCGACGUCGACAUCAAUUGGGGCGGCGGCAGCCACGCCCAAAUCGUCGAUGGGGGCCGUGGCUUACGCCUCUCCCUCGACCAAUCAUCCGGCUCGGGUUUCCAGUCCAAGAACUACUACUUAUUCGGGAGAUUCGACAUGAUGAUCAAGCUCGUCCCCGGAAACUCUGCCGGCACCGUCACCACGUUCUAUUUGGCCUCCGAGGGUCCGAGUCACGAUGAGAUUGAUUUCGAGUUCCUGGGGAACUCGACUGGCGAGCCUUAUACCGUUCACACGAACGUGUACUCGCAAGGGAAAGGUGACAAGGAGCAGCAGUUUCGUCUCUGGUUCGACCCCACCGCCGCCUUCCACACUUAUUCCAUCAUUUGGAACCCUCAACGUAUUAUAUUUAUGGUGGACAACAUUCCGAUAAGAGUGUUCAACAACCACGGGGCGUCGGGGGUGCCGUUCCCGACGAGCAAGCCGAUGAGGGUCAUAUGCAGUCUAUGGAACGCGGACGACUGGGCGACGCAGGGCGGCCGGGUGAAGACCGAUUGGACGAAAGCUCCGUUCAUCGCACACUACCGGAACAUUAAACUCAGCGGAAAGCCUUGCGCCACCGCCUCGUCGUGCGGGUCAGGGAACGACACGUUCAGCAACGAGGCGUGGCAGACGCAAGGGCUCGACGCCAACGGCCGGAACCGGAUCCGGUGGGUGCAGCAGAAGCAUAUGAUCUACAAUUACUGCAACGAUCCUCCUAGAUUUCCACAGACUCCCCAUGAAUGCAAGGGAUCCAGAUUCUGAUAAUUGUUCAUUCAUUUUUCGAAAUUGUAUUCUUUCAUUUAUUUCUUUCUAUUUGAAAAUUGAUGCGUUUGUUUGUUGAAUAAAUAUUGAUUAUUUAUACU